UUCGUGCUGGUGGCAGCGAGAAGAGGAGGACGAGCGUCUUCUGGGACGGCGGCCAAUAAGCGGCGAGAGUGGAGUGAAGUGGGCGGUGCCAAGUGACACCCUCUCUCCCCGCUAUCUCGUCCCCCUUCGUCCAGGAAAAGCUGCGGGACCAAGAGGCCACACAGCAGCUCCCUCUUGGUUGGGCGAAGUCUCUCCGACAUUUGGUCCCUCCUCAGAUCAGCCAUGAUCCACAGCCUCUUCCUGAUCAACUCGUCUGGGGACAUCUUUCUGGAGAAGCACUGGAAGAGUGUGGUCAGCCGCUCGGUCUGUGACUACUUCUUUGAGGCACAGGAGCGUGCGUCGGAGGCAGAAAACGUGCCCCCCGUGAUCCCCACCCCUCACCACUAUCUCUUGAGCGUCUAUCGGCACAAGAUCUUCUUUGUGGCCGUGAUCCAGACAGAGGUGCCCCCACUGUUUGUCAUUGAAUUCCUCCAUCGGGUUGUGGACACCUUUCAGGAUUAUUUUGGAGUCUGCUCUGAGAUAGUCAUAAAGGACAAUGUUGUGGUCGUCUAUGAGGUGCUGGAAGAGAUGCUGGACAACGGAUUCCCAUUGGCGACCGAGUCCAACAUUCUGAAGGAGCUCAUCAAGCCUCCCACCAUGCUCCGGACAGUUGUCAACACCAUUACAGGAAGCACCAAUGUAGGAGAACAGCUGCCGACUGGGCAGCUCUCUGUCGUCCCCUGGCGAAGGACUGGCGUGAAGUAUACCAACAACGAAGCCUAUUUUGAUGUGAUUGAAGAGAUAGAUGCCAUCAUCGACAAAUCAGGUUCCACAAUUACAGCUGAAAUCCAAGGGGUGAUUGAUGCCUGUGUGAAACUGACUGGGAUGCCAGACCUGACUCUCUCUUUCAUGAAUCCCAGACUGCUGGACGAUGUCAGCUUCCACCCCUGUGUGCGUUUCAAGCGCUGGGAAUCGGAACGGAUCCUCUCCUUCAUCCCUCCAGACGGGAAUUUCCGCCUGCUCUCCUAUCACGUCAGUGCUCAGAACUUGGUGGCCAUCCCUGUCUACAUGAAGCAUAACAUCAGCUUCCGAGACAGCAGCUCUUUGGGCCGCUUUGAGAUCACAGUGGGGCCCAAGCAGACCAUGGGGAAGACCGUGGAAGGGGUGACGGUGACCAGCCAGAUGCCCAAGGGUGUCCUCAACAUGACCCUCACGCCGUCUCAGGGGACGCACACGUUUGACCCUGUUACUAAGUUGCUCUCUUGGGAUGUGGGGAAGAUUAACCCCCAGAAGCUGCCGAGUUUGAAGGGGACCAUGAGCCUCCAGGCAGGAGCCUCCAAGCCCGACGAGAACCCCACCAUCAACCUGCAUUUCAAAAUCCAGCAACUGGCCAUUUCUGGGUUGAAAGUGAAUCGCUUGGACAUGUACGGGGAGAAGUACAAACCUUUCAAAGGGAUCAAGUACAUGACCAAGGCUGGCAAGUUCCAGGUCCGGACCUAAGAGAACCCUCGACCCAAGAGAAGCCUUGGGGUGCCCUCACUCCCUUCUUCCUCUCUGCUCCUUGCUCUGACCUGCCUGGAUUAGGUUGGGGCAAAUAUCUUUUUCUCCCCCCCCACCCCCAUCCCACUCUGCAACCUGGGUGAACCUUGCGCCUCCGAAUUCGGUGACAGUUUGGAGCUCUCUGGUGGGAGCACAAACAGAAGAAGCAGCCAUUUCCCUACAGGACCACCCACAGUUAAUUUUCAGCCCAGGCAGAAUGGUGGCUGCGUUUUGCUAACUGCUUUGCAGGUGAAGUCCCUCAGGCCAAAAGUGGGAGUAGGAGAAGGAGAUGUCAGGAGAUGAAGCAUGAAGUAGCAAGGCUGAGACUGGCUUGUUGGCUCCAGAGACUGACUAGAGAGCUUUCUACCUUGCUUUGAAUCCUGCCCAGAGCUGACUGAAGGGCACGUAUCCUUGUAUCCAUAUUAAUUCCACUCUGUCCCAUUUAAAUUUCAGGGAGAACCUGGAAAGAGAUGAUCGCUUUCCCCCCCUCUUUCCGGCAGAAAGUUAGAAGUGGCAUCUUAGCCCAUAAUGAGCAUGCUCAUCUCACGGUUGCCUCUGGUUAAACAGGUCCUGCAGGGUUUUAGUGUCUUGUGUCUGAGAACCUGCAGAACCUGUUUAAGCAGGAGUGAUGGUGGGUCAAAAGGCAUGAGCACGUACCCCAACAACCAGCAAUUUUCCCUGGCAUAUCAAAACUCUUGUUUGCCUUUGGGGGCAGGGGAGGGCAGGGUGGGUGGGCUGUGUACAAUGUGUGUUUAAUGUUUGUAAGAAGUGAUGUCCAGCUAAGGGAGCAGAGAAGCAGGAGGGGUCGUUUUUCAAGAUGUCCGCCUUCUGCUGCUGUGCUACAGCACACCACCUGCACAUUGGUGUGUGGUGUGUUAUCUCCUUCCUCUCUCCUGUGCAGUGCUUCUAUACAAUUACAUUGUAGGGUGUGUGUGUGUGUGUGUGUGUGUGUGUGUGUGUGUGUGUGUGUGUGUGUGUGUGUGUGUGAGAAUUCAAAGGGAUCACACACGAUUUCCACGCUUGUGUGUGUGGUUUGGGUUUGUUUGUUUGUUUAAUGGCAAAGCCAUGUUGCAUUGAGGGGGAACAUGGUUGCCCUCUUCAGGCAGCAGAAGGGCUGCUGUUUGGAAGAGAAGGCAAAGAAUUGUUCUCUGCUGCCCCACAAGGCUGAGCUAGAUCAAAGAGACUUAAGUUACAGGAGGGUAGCUUUUUGGUUGAACAUUAGGAGAGAUUUCUUAAGAGCAGUUUGCUAGAGGAUGGCUGUUGCCUGGGGCAUGGGGGGUUCUCCCUCACUGGAGGCUGGAUAACCAUCUAGCUCUAGGUCAGUGUGCCUUCUGACAGGGAUUUCCAGCUGCUGUUGACUACAGCUCCCAGAAUCCCCAGCUCUUUUGCUUGGGGAUUCUGGGACUUGUAGGAUCUGGGCAUCCCUAUUCGAGGGGACGCUGCUCCAGGUUGCCUGCACUGGGUGUGGUUGGACUAGAUGGCCAACAAGACCCUUUCCAAGGCUGUGAUUCUCCGGCACGGUUACCUAUCUUGGGAAUGCGCCGUCAAAGCGGUUGAGUUCUGAAAGUGGAGUAGAACUCCACAGGCGGCGUUCGAGAAUCCACAAGACCAGUUGUGGUGCCAGAACGAUCUAGGCACAGACCCUCCACUCCUGAGCUCCCUGCUUGAAAGAGUGGGGCUAGGAAGCAGAUCUCUCUUGCAGGACGGUGGUGGGUGAGCCAGCAGGGCAGACCCCAUUCCCACAAGCAAGCCCUGUUGAACUUGGUGGGACCUACUUAUGAGUAAACAGGAUUGGGCCAUAAGGGUGAAGCCGAGAACACAUUCACAGCCUUCACAGCCGGUUGUUCACCUGAAGCAGUAGUGGCUUGUUCCAGCAAGCCCAGGGGGCACCAAAGGAGGUGUCUCUUCUCCCGCCCAGGCCAAGGGCUGUGCUGCCUGCAGGCUGGCCACCACACCAAGCUGCUGGGAAGCAGAGGCAGCUGUGCCUCCUUCGAUGCCCACCUGGCUCAUUGGGAUGAGCUGCUGCUGACUCCUAUGAUUUGCAGACAUACAUGUCUUGCAAGUCAAACGCUGGAUAAAUUGUUAGUUUUCCCCUUGUGCUCAACGAUGGUGUGUGUACCUGGGGUGGGGGAGCGGGAUUAAGUGACACACACUAAUGCCUAUGUUUACAUGCUCAUCCAGUAUUUUACAAAUCAAAAUUGACACUAUAUUAAAAGUUGUUCUGCGGGGUGGGGAGAGAUACAUGGGUGGCGCAGGUACUAGCCAAUAGGCCCUUAACCAUAUCUAACUUUCCUGGGUACACUGGAAAUUUGCAGAAUCCCUUUCUCAAAGCUUUUACCAGGACUGAAGAACUUAGGUGCACUUUGCAGGGCAGCGAAAGGGCAUUCCGACCAUCUCUGCUGCACUUGAUAAUGGCAUCUCUUCAUUCUCACCAGCCUGAAAGGCCAAGGUUGCUUCGUGGCCUUUACUUUCCGGUGGGGUAAAGAAUGCCCUUGGCUGGGGAUCAAGCAAGUUGCAAUAAUGAUACUCAGCUGUGCAACUGCAGAAAGUGUGGGUGUAGCAUGGCCCAGCUGAAUCACUUCCGUCCUCCCAAUUCUCAGUGGCCAAUAGCCAGGAAUGGUGGGAGUUUAAGUUCAGCAGUUGCAGGAGACCCAAAAUGGUGCAGUCCUGGACUAGACAGGGAUGUGUAACAAGAUUGUGUGUAACAAGAUCAAUAAAGAUCACUUUUAUCCUGG
Molecule: messenger RNA, 4253 nt
Organism: Hemicordylus capensis (graceful crag lizard)
Lineage: Eukaryota; Metazoa; Chordata; Lepidosauria; Squamata; Cordylidae
Gene: AP3M2
Product: adaptor related protein complex 3 subunit mu 2
Exons: 9
Coding region: 223-1479 (418 amino acids)
Biological process (GO): endocytosis; intracellular protein transport
Cellular component (GO): clathrin adaptor complex; cytoplasmic vesicle
Source: RefSeq, a predicted model, not a curated record